Messenger RNA from Castor canadensis (American beaver), 1587 nucleotides. The record is from RefSeq and is a predicted model, not a curated record. Lineage: Eukaryota; Metazoa; Chordata; Mammalia; Rodentia; Castoridae.
AUGCCUGCAAAGUGUGUCUCCAUUCUUAUGAUACAACUGAUGUGUUACUUUAGUUCUGGUAGUUGUGGAAAGGUGGUAGUGUUGCCCAUGGAUUACAGUCAUUGGAUGAAUGUAAAGACAAUCCUGGAUGAACUUGUGCAUAGAGGACAUGAAGUGACUGUCUUGACAUCAUCAAUUUCUGUUCAUAUUGAUUCAAGCAAAUCAUCUAAUAUUAAAUUUGAGGCUUGCCCUACAUCUUUGAACAAAAAUAGUUUAGAAGUUUUUUUCAAAAAAAUGAUCAAUGAAUGGAUAUAUGAUUUUCCAAAAUAUUCACUUUGGACAUAUUAUUCAGUAAUGCAAAAUUUCCUUAAGGAAUAUUCUGAUAUUAUGGAAACACAGUGCAGAGAUAUAGUUUUGAACAAGAAACUUAUGACAAAACUACAAGAGUCAAGGUUUGAUGUCCUUCUUGCAGAUGCUGUGGUUCCCUGUGGUGAGCUGCUGGCUGAGCUACUGAACAUCCCUUUUGUGUACACUCUCCGCUUCCUUCCUGGCAAUACACAUGAGAAGUAUAGUGGAGGACUCCCUGUGCCUCCUUCCUAUGUGCCUGUUGUUAUGUCUGAGCUAACUGAUCAAAUGACAUUUGUGGAUCGGGUAAAAAAUAUGCUGUUUGUUUUGUUCUUUGACUUCUGGUUCCAAGUAUUUGAUGAAAAGUGGAAUCACUUUUAUAGUGAAGUUCUAGGGAGACCCACUACAUUACAUGAGACAAUGGGGAAAGCUGACAUAUGGCUUCUUCGAAGCUACUGGGAUUUGGAAUUCCCUCGUCCAUUCUUACCAAAUUUUGUCUUUGUUGGAGGACUCCAGUGCAAGCCUGCCAAACCCUUGCCUAAGGAAAUGGAAGACUUUGUCCAGAGCUCUGAAGAAAAUGGUGUUGUGGUUUUUUCUCUUGGGUCAAUGGUCAGUAACUUGACAGAAGAAAGGGCCAAUGUGAUUGCAUCAGCCCUCGCACAGAUUCCACAAAAGGUUCUCUGGAGAUAUGAUGGGAAGAAACCAGACACUUUAGGAUCCAAUACUCGGCUAUACAAGUGGAUCCCACAGAAUGACCUUCUUGGUCAUCCAAAAACCAAAGCUUUCAUAACUCAUGGUGGAGCUAAUGGUGUCUAUGAGGCAAUUCAUCAUGGGAUCCCUAUGGUGGGCAUUCCUUUGUUUGGGGAUCAACCUGACAAUAUUGUUCAUAUGAAGACCAAGGGAGCAGCUGUUAGACUGGACUUUGCCACAAUGUCAACUACAGACCUUCUCAAUGCGUUGGAGACAGUCAUCAAUGACCCUUUUUAUAAAGAGAAUGCUAUGAGGUUAUCAAGAAUUCACCACGAUCAGCCAGUAAAGCCUCUGGAUCAAGCUGUCUUCUGGAUCGAGUUUGUCAUGCGCCACAAAGGAGCCAAGCAUCUUCGUCCAGCUGUCCACGAUCUCACCUGGUUCCAGUACCACUCUCUGGAUGUGAUUGGGUUCAUGCUGGUUUGUGUGGCAACUGUUAUAUUCAUCACCACAAGAUGUUGCCUUAUUUGUUGUCAGAAGUACACAAAAACUGGAAAAGAGAAAAAAAGGGACUAG